Messenger RNA from Aspergillus fischeri NRRL 181, 1467 nucleotides. Its product is annotated as DUF2461 domain-containing protein. NCBI's taxonomy places the organism in Eukaryota, Fungi, Ascomycota, Eurotiomycetes, Eurotiales, Aspergillaceae. The transcript is spliced from 8 exons. The record is from RefSeq and is a predicted model, not a curated record. Bases 1 to 1467 code for a protein of 488 amino acids.
AUGCCUCGUCGAUCGUCUCGGGCCGUUCCCGCGCCUGCGGCAGCUCCAGCGCCGAUUCCAAAAAGGCGCGCGUCUGACAGAAUCUCUGCAGCCUCGGAAACAGAUCCGAAAAGACAAAGGUACAACAGCACAACCGCCAAGAAGGCCGUCAGAUCUACCGCCAGAAGGAGCAAAUAUUUUGAAGACGAAGGAAAUGAAGAAUCAGACCCUGACUCUAGUCAUGCAUUCGAGGUGGAAGACUCAGAUUCAGCCUACGAAGAUACAAACUUAUCCUCCCCGUCAACUGAAUCGGACUCCGAGGAACCGGAGGCGCUGUCUACAGAUGAGGAGAGAACGAAAAGUUCAACAACAAAGACGGCUAACCCUAGUGGAGGUCGGAAGACACCAGCGAGAAGAGGCAAAGGAGGAAACGAGGCAGAAGACCAUCCUAAUGAGGACAUAGCAGCUUCGCUGAAGGACAAAGAACUAUGGAGAGAGGGUGUCAGCACUGGCUUAGGACCUGGAAAAGAAGUCUUCAUCAAAAAGCCCAAAGCCAGAGACCCCGGAGAUAUCCCCUAUCAGGACCAUACACUGCAUCCAAACACCAUGCUUUUCCUGCAAGAUUUGGCGAAACAUAACGACAGACAGUGGCUCAAAGCACAUGACGCGGAUUAUCGUGCUUCGAAGAAAGACUGGGAAACCUUCGUCGAGAGUCUCACAGAAAAGAUAUCAGAGCUGGACAACACCAUCCCUGAGUUGCCUGCAAAAGAUAUCGUCUUCCGCAUCCAUAGAGACAUUCGAUUCAGCAAAGAUCCCACUCCAUACAAGACGCACUUUUCAGCUGCAUGGUCCCGCACCGGCAAAAAAGGCCCCUAUGCCGCUUACUAUGUGCAUCUGCAGCCCGGAUCUUGCUUUGUCGGCUCGGGACUCUGGCACCCAGAAGCUGAUAAGCUUGCUCUUCUUCGAGAGGAUAUCGACCAUAAUUCGCAUCGUUUGAAGGCUGUGCUGCAAAGACCGGACAUGCGCCGCGAGUUUUUCAAUGGGAUUCCUGACGACGAAAAGAAGGCUGUCCAAGCUUUUGUUAGUCAAAAUAAAGAAAGCGCACUCAAAACAAAGCCCAAGAGUUUUCUGCACCGUCUCAUCUGUUUCCAUGGUUCAGCAUCUGACUACUGGCGGGGUUACGAGGCCGACAACGAAAACAUCGAAUUACUUCGUCUACGCAGUUUCACCAUUGGAAAGCCCCUUUCUGACUCGGAAUUUCUGGCCUCGAAUGUGCAAGAGAGAAUUGCCGCCGUCAUUGGUGUCAUGGAACCCUUUGUAAGCCAUGCUAGCCACCCUUGUUGCGCAGCCUCAUUGGCUUUUCUCCCGCCCGUCCUCGUCUCUACCUAUUGGAUCUUACCAUCCCGUAUCAGAUACAUGGCCCUUGUCUGGUUCUCGUUCCCCUCUUCCUCAUGCCCUUCCCAGCCACUUCAGCGGUGUAGCCUCUGA